AUGAAAACCACAAUGAGCCUGCGCUCAUUCCAGCGCACAUUUGGACAUGCUUUCUACACAUACAACGCUCCCUUCCGGACACCGCAACAACCCUCGAUUCGCGCCUUCAACUUGUCAUCGACGAGGAAACAGCCUCUACCAGCACGAGUAGCGCAUCAAAGAUGCCGACAUCAAUCAACAGACUCGUCCGCACCAUUCCGCCCUCUCACUAACCGCGAGCCCACGUCAACCUCCGAAACAUCCGAGAACACCACCUCCCAGGCCGAUGAGAUCGCCAUGCGCAAAGCCCUCUCGCCCGCCUACCAGCUCUGGUUCACCUGCAAAAAGUGCCUAGAGCGAUCGGGUCAUACCGUAUCGAAACAAUCAUAUCACUUCGGGACCUGCGUGAUCAAUUGUCCGAAGUGCAAGAGUCAGCACUUGAUCAGUGAUCAUCUGGGGAUCUUUGAGGACAAGAGCAUGACUAUGGAGGAUAUCGCGAAAAGGCAUGGAGAGAAGUUGAAGAAGGGUCGACUUGGUGCUGAUGGGGACAUCGAGUUCUAUGACGAUGCAGCGACCGAGAAGGUUACGCGUGGGACUUGA
This is a messenger RNA of Fulvia fulva, 579 nucleotides long. RefSeq lists its product as uncharacterized. Gene Ontology annotation, cellular component: mitochondrion. The transcript has a single exon. The record is from RefSeq and is a predicted model, not a curated record. The coding region runs from base 1 to 579 and encodes 192 amino acids. Gene Ontology annotation, molecular function: zinc ion binding; protein-folding chaperone binding. Lineage: Eukaryota; Fungi; Ascomycota; Dothideomycetes; Mycosphaerellales; Mycosphaerellaceae. Gene Ontology annotation, biological process: protein import into mitochondrial matrix; protein folding; protein stabilization.